This is a messenger RNA of Myotis lucifugus (little brown bat), 6038 nucleotides long. Its product is annotated as spectrin beta chain, non-erythrocytic 4-like. Gene Ontology annotation, biological process: actin cytoskeleton organization. Lineage: Eukaryota; Metazoa; Chordata; Mammalia; Chiroptera; Vespertilionidae. The record is from RefSeq and is a predicted model, not a curated record. Gene Ontology annotation, cellular component: cortical actin cytoskeleton; plasma membrane; cell projection. Gene Ontology annotation, molecular function: actin filament binding.
AUGAGCGGGAAGCCGUGCAGAAGAAAACUUUCACCAAGUGGGUGAACUCUCACCUCGCCCAGUGUGGCUGCCACAUCGGGGACCUCUAUGCCGACAGGGUUCUAGGUUUGGUCCUCCUUCUCCCAACGCCCCUGCCGCCCUAGCCACGGCCCACGCGCGGUCGCAUGAGGAUCCACUCCCUGGAAAACGUGGACAAGGCUCUGCAGUUCCUGAAGGAGCAGCGCGUGCACCUGGAGAACGUGGGCUCGCAUGACAUUGUGGACGGGAACCACCGGCUGACGCUGGGGCUGGUCUGGACCAUCAUCUUGCGCUUCCAGAUUCAAGUCAUCAAAAUUGAGACGGAGGACAACAGAGAGACACGCUCUGCCAAGGAUGCGCUACUCUUGUGGUGUCAGAUGAAGACAGCCGGGCCCGAUCUCGUGGACUUCAGCAAACUCACCAAGUCCAACACCAACUACAACCUGCAGAGAGCCUUCCGCACGGCUGAGCAGCACCUGGGGCUGGCACGUCUGCUGGACCCUGAAGAUGUCAACAUGGAGGCUCCGGAUGAGAAGUCCAUCAUCACCUAUGUGGUCUCUUUCUACCACUAUUUCUCCAAGAUGAAGGCUCUGGCUGUGGAGGGGAAGCGGAUUGGGAAGGUCCUGGACCAGGUGCUGGAGGUGGAGAAGAUCAUUGAGCGCUACGAGGAGCUGGCGACCGAGCUGCUGGCCUGGAUCCGCCGCACUGUGGGCCUCAUCAGCAACCAGAAGUUCGCCAACUCCCUGAGCGGGGUGCAGCAGCAGCUGCAGGCCUUCAUGGCCUACUGCACCCUGGAGAAGCCCGCCAAGUUUCAGGAGAAGGGGAACCUGGAGGUGCUGCUCUUCAGCAUCCAGAGCAAAUUGCGUGCCUGCAACCGCCGCCUCUACGUGCCCCGGGAGGGCUGUGGCAUCUGGGAUAUCGACAAGGCCUGGGGCCUGCUGGAGAAGGCAGAGCAUGAGCGGGAGGCUGCCCUUCGGGCGGAGCUGACGCGGCAGGAGAAGCUGGGACUCCUGGCCCAGAGGUUUGACCACAAGGUGGCCAUGAGGGAGAGCUGGCUGAAUGAGAACCAGCGCCUGGUCUCCCAGGACAACUUUGGCUAUGAGCUGCCGGCAGUGGAGGCGGCCAUGAAGAAACACGAGGCGAUUGAGGCAGACAUUGCAGCCUACGAGGAGCGGGUGCAGGGCGUGGCGGAGCUGGCCCAGGCUCUGGCGACUGAGGGCUACUACGAUGCCCGGAGGGUGGCAGCCCAGCGUGACAGCGUCCUGCGCCAGUGGGCCCUGCUGACCGGGCUGGUAGGUGCCCGGCGGACACGGCUGGAGCAGAACCUGGCCCUGCAGAAGGUCUUCCAGGAGAUGGUGUACAUGGUGGACUGGAUGGAGGAGAUGCAGGCUCAGCUGCUGUCCCAGGAGUGUGGGCAGCACCUGGUGGAGGCAGAGGACCUGCUGCAGAAGCACGGACUGCUGGAGGGGGACAUCGCUGCCCAGAGCGAGCGGGUGGAGGCCCUCAAUGCCGCUGCUCUGCGUUUCUCCCAGCUUCAGGGCUACCAGCCCUGCGAUCCGCAGGUCAUCUGCAACCGCGUGAACCAUGUGCACGGCUGUCUGGCAGAGCUGCAGGAGCAGGCGGCGCGGCGGCGCGCGGAGCUGGAGGCCUCGAGGAGCCUGUGGGCGCUGUUUCAGGAGCUUGAGGAGGCCGAGAGCUGGGCCCGCGACAAGGAGCGCCUCCUAGAGGCGACGGGCGGCGGCGGCGGCGGCGGCGGCGGCGGGGCGGGCGUAGCGGGUGGCGCACACGACCUGUCCAGCACCGCGCGUCUCCUGGCGCAACACAAGAUCCUGCAGGGAGAGCUGGGCGGGCGGCGGGCGAUGCUGCAGCAGGCCCUGCGACGCGGCGAGGAGCUGGCUGCGGCCGGCGGCGCCGAGGGCUCGGGCGCCGAGGCGGUGCACCUGGUGGGCUUGGCGGAGCGCGCGGCGAGUGCGCGGCGGCGCUGGCAGCGGCUGGAAGAGGCGGCGGCGCGGCGCGAGCGGCGGCUGCAGGAGGCGCGGGCGCUGCAUCAGUUCGGCGCUGACCUCGACGGGCUCCUGGACUGGCUGCGCGACGCCUACCGCUUAGCAGCUGCCGGCGACUUCGGCCACGAUGAGGCGUCCAGUCGCCGCCUGGCACGCCAGCACCGGGCGCUCACCGGAGAGGUGGAGGCGCAUCGAGGGCCCGUGACCAGCCUGCGGCGUCAGCUGGCGACACUGGGGGGCGCUAGCGGCGCCGGGCCACUGGUGGUGGCACUGCAGGUGCGCGUGGUGGAGACCGAGCAGCUGUUCGCGGAGGUGACCGAGAUGGCUGCGCUGCGGCGCCAGUGGCUGCGGGAUGCCCUCGCUGUCUAUCGCAUGUUCGGCGAGGUGCACGCGUGCGAGCUGUGGAUCGGAGAGAAGGAGCAAUGGCUGCUUGGCAUGCGCGUCCCCGACUCACUCGACGACGUGGAGGUGGUACAGCACCGAUUUGAGAGUCUGGACCAGGAGAUGAACAGUCUGAUGGGCCGUGUCCUGGAUGUGAACCACACGGUCCAGGAGCUGGUGGAAGGAGGCCACCCCAGUUCAGAUGAGGUGCUCUCCUGCCAGGACCAUCUCAACAGCAGGUGGAACCGCAUCGUGGAGCUGGUGGAACAGCGCAAAGAGCAGGCGAGCGCGGUGCUGCUGGUGGAGAACCACGUGCUUGAAGUGGCCGAGGUGCGUGCCCAGGUUCGCGAGAAGCGGAGGGCGGUGGAGAGCACGCCACGCGCCGGCGGAGCCCUACAGUGGCGCCUCAGCGGCCUGGAGGCCGCUCUAAGCAAGAGGGAAGAGAGCGGUGUGGCAACCCAGGCUGGCCACCUCUCCCAGGAGCUGGCGCUGUCGGGUCUGGAGCUCCCGGGCACAGUGGAGUCGGUGGAGGAGGCAUUGAAACAACACCGGGAUUUUCUCACCACAAUGGAGCUGAACCAGCAAAAGAUGCAUGUGGCCGUGCAGGCGGCGGAGGGCCUGCUGAGGCAGGGCAACAUCUACGGGGAGCAGGCCCAGGAGGCUGUGGCCCAGCUGUUGGAGAAGAGCCAAGAAAACCAACUUCGGGCCCACCAGUGGAUGCAGAAGCUACACGACCAACUUGAGCUGCAGCACUUCCUCCGAGACUGCCACGAGCUGGAUGGCUGGAUCCUCGAGAAGAUGCUGAUGGCUCGCGAUGGCACACGGGAAGAUGGUCACAAGCUGCAUAAGAGAUGGCUCCGGCACCAGGCAUUCAUGGCCGAGCUGGCUCAGAAUAAGGAGUGGCUGGAGAAGAUCGAGAGGGAGGGCCAGCAACUGAUGCAGGAGAAGCCAGAGCUGGCAGCCUCCGUGCGGAAGAAGCUGGGCGAGAUCCGGCAGUGCUGGGCCGAGCUGGAGAGCACCACCCAGGCCAAGGCUCGGCAGCUCUUUGAGGCCAGCAAGGCUGACCAGCUGGUGCAGAGCUUUGCUGAGCUGGACAAGAAGCUCCUUCACAUGGAAAGCCAGCUGCAAGACGUGGACCCUGGGGGGGACCUGGCCACCGUCAACAGCCAGCUGAAGAAGCUGCAGUCGAUGGAGUCGCAGGUGGAGGAGUGGUACCGAGAGGUGGGAGAGUUGCAGGCGCAGACGGCGGCGCUGCCGCUGGAGCCGGCGAGCAAGGAGCUGGUGGGCGAGCGGCAAAACGCGGUGGGCGAGCGCCUGGUCCGCCUACUCGAGCCGCUGCAGGAGCGCCGCCGCCUGCUGCUCGCUUCCAAGGAGCUGCACCAGGUGGCGCACGACCUCGACGACGAGCUGGCAUGGGUCCAGGAGCGGCUGCCGCUGGCCAUGCAGAUGGAGCGAGGCAGUGGUUUGCAGGCCGUCCAGCAGUACAUCAAAAAGAACCAGGGCCUGCGGCGAGAGAUCCAGGCGCACGGGCCGCGCCUGGAGGAGGUGCUGGAGCGCGCGGGCGCUCUUGCGGUGCUGCCAGCCCCGAGGCGGAGGCGGCGCGUCCGCGUCCAGGAGCAGCUGCAGAGCGCCUGGGCCGGACAUGCGCGAGGCGACCGAGCGGCGUGCAGCAGGCCCUGGACGCCGCCUUUCCAAGUGUAGCAGUACUACUUCGACUUGGCCGAGUUGGAAGCGUGGGUGUCUAGCAAGAACUGGUUCUUGAUGAGGGAGAACAAGGACAAGGACGAGCAGAGCACCCUGCAGCUGCUCAAGAAGCACCUGCAGCUGGAGCAGGGCGUGGAGAACUACGAGGACAGCAUCGCGCAGCUGUCGCGCCAGUGCCGGGCGCUGCUGGAGUUGGGGCACCCGGACAGCGAGCAGAUCAGCCGGCGGCAGUCUCAGGUGGACCGCUUGUAUGUGGCGCUCAAGGAGCUGGGCGAGGAGCGCAGGGUGGGCCUGGAGCAGCAGUACUGGCUGUACCAGCUCAGCCGCCAGGUGGACGAGCUCGAGCACUGGAUCGCCGAGAAGGAGGUGGUGGCUGGCUCGCCUGAGCUGGGCCAGGACUUUGAGCAUGUCACGGUGCUGCAGGAGAAAUUCUCAGAGUUCGCCAGCGAGACCGGCACAGCAGGACGGGAGCGGCUGGCAGCCGUGAACCAGAUGGUGGAUGAACUGAUCGAGUGUGGCCAUACGGCAGCGGCCACCAUGGCUGAGUGGAAGGAUGGGCUGAAUGAGGCCUGGGCUGAGCUGCUGGAGCUAAUGGGCACGCGGGCCCAGCUGCUGGCCGCCUCUCGGGAGCUGCACAAGUUCUUCAGCGACGCCAGGGAGCUUCAGGGGCAGAUUGAGGAGAAGCGGAGGCGACUGCCCCACCUGACCACCCCGCCUGAGCCCAGACCCAGUGCCAGCGCCAUGCAGCGGACUCUGCGAGCCUUUGAGCAUGACCUGCAGCUCCUCGUAUCCCAGGUGGGGUGACGGCGGCCAGGAGGGAACGUGGGAGGGCCUGGGCAGCAUGGCCAAGGGAUGUGGGCCACACAGCAGGCAAAAAUCAGGCUGUAGAGCAUUUCAAAAUUAGAUGGUGGAGCAGAUACUACAGAAGAGGCAGACAUUAGAUGGUGGGCAGGUAGGAAAAGGCGCCCAGAAAUCAGACAGUGGCAGAAAAGAGUGGUGCAGUAUGUCUGAUUAGACAGUAUUUUCAGUGCAGGUUGGGCAGGGAUUCUCCUCCAAACUGUGAAGUGAAUCUUACCCAAAUUCAGAUCGUCUAAAGGGGAUUGUGGAAGGGUUAAGAGAAAUGUGGCUGUGGGCAGAUGGAAAGUAGACAGCAGGUCUCUGGUAGAAAUCAUAUGAUUUUCCUUAAAAAUUUUCGAUGGGGUGUAGUUAAUGGAAAUUGCACAGGAGCUAAUAGAAAUCAGGCAGUGGGUCUGACAGGAACUGGGAGAUGGAGCUGAGAAAUCAUAUGGAAAUGAAACUGUGGGCCUAAUAGAAUUCAGACAGCAGAACAGAAGGAAACGGGGUUGCCGGCAUAAUGGAAGGCAGAAAUCGGACAGUUAUUUGUUCAUAAAUAUGUAGAUGACUUUUAGAAAUCAGGCAGAGAGAUUGAUAGUGAUUAAGUGGUGGAUCUGAUAGAAAUGUGGUGAUCGCUCUAAGGUCGAAUCAACAGACAGUGAGUCCAAUAGAACUCACACAGUAGAACCCAGUAGGAACUGGGCAGGAGACCUGAUAGUAAUCAAAUAGCCAUUCUGAAGGAAUUUGGGCAGUAGCAGGUAGGUAAUGAGUCUGAAAAAAAAAAAUGAGUGAAAAAAAUGGACAGCAUGUCUCAUAAACAUUGAGAGGGAAAGAAAUUUCCUGAAAGAAAUCAGAUCAGCCUGAACCAUGACAGAGGUGGGCCUGAGAAAUGUCUACAGACCCACUAGACACAGAGCCUCAGACCAAAAGAAAGCAGAGAGUGAACUGAAAGAAAUCUGGUGGUAGGUCUAAAAGAAGUCAGAACCCAGGUAAGUCAAAAAGAAAGGCAACAGAUAAGGGAAACCCAGUUGCGCUAACCCCAGGGUGCGAGCUUCUUACAUUGUUGAGCUCUGUACCUAGCCAGCAAAUGGGGGAAAG